Messenger RNA from Alternaria triticimaculans, 1290 nucleotides. RefSeq lists its product as uncharacterized. The coding region runs from base 1 to 1290 and encodes 429 amino acids. The record is from RefSeq and is a predicted model, not a curated record. Lineage: Eukaryota; Fungi; Ascomycota; Dothideomycetes; Pleosporales; Pleosporaceae. The transcript is spliced from 2 exons. Gene Ontology annotation, molecular function: S-adenosylmethionine-dependent methyltransferase activity.
AUGGAACCGGAGAUGCAAGAGCCCUACGACCCCUCCAACGACCCAGAAGAACAAAAGCUCAUAAUCUCAGUUCUAGACUCCUUCCGCUCAUACCGCCGCCUCGCUCACUAUAACGGAACACACCUCCGACGACGCGCCUUCUACUCCCUCCCACAAGCCCAUUGGACACUGCUAUCCCGGCCACCCUUCUCUAUCCUAUCAACACUCUCCCAAGUAGACGACUUAAUCGACAGUAAUGCUGAAUUAGCUGAAGCCAUCUUUGUAGCAGGCUUCAAAGCCUUCUUAGCACCCACUCUAGAUAGUGAAUGGGUCGCUUCGAUAGUCCCUGAGAAAUAUGCACACGACGAGUACAAGAUCUUCAACAUCGUCAUGGACGAGCUAGGAGCAAAGACCAGCCAAGGCGACGCGGAAAAAGCGCGAAGUUGCGUAAACCAGUUCUGGCGUGAAUGGAGUCAAGAAGGAGCAGUCGAGAGGACCAAGUGCUUCGAUCCAGUUGUAGCGGCGCUGGAGCAAGAGUUCGCGUCACGCACUGGAACAACCUCCGAUUCAGAUCGCGCGAAUCUCAAAGUUUUGGUCCCGGGUGUGGGACUCGGUCGUUUGGUCUUCGAUAUCUGCAGUGCUGGAUUCAGCGUUGAGGGGAACGAGAUCUCGUACCAUAUGCUCAUGGCGAGCGCGUUGGUUCUGAACGAGACUAAAGGAGCUGGGCAGUUCAAGAUUGCUCCUUGGGCGCUGAAUAGCUCGAAUCAUAUCUCUCGGGAGGAUCAACUGAGAACGGUCACAGUGCCGGAUGUACAUCCAGCGACCGAGCUGGCGAAAGAGGGGACUUCGAAAGUGCCGGCAAGUGAGCGAAUGAGUAUGUCAACGGGCGACUUUUGCGUCGUGUAUGGCCGGGAGGAUUACGCUAGCGAGUUCGAUGCGGUAGCGACCGUUUUCUUCAUUGACACUGCACCGAACAUCAUCCGCUACAUCGAGGCUGUUCACAACUGUUUAAAGUCUGGUGGUCUCUGGAUCAACCUUGGUCCUCUGCUGUGGCAUGCGCCACCACAGAGAGACGAGGGCGAAGACGAGGCAGCAGAGGAUGAAAGGAGAAGAGCCGACGUCGAUGCAGGAAUUGGUGAUCCCGGCUCGGUGGAACUCACAAACGAGGAGGUGGUAGCACUGGUUGAACACUUUGGUUUUGUGAUGGAGAAGGAAGAGCAUGGGACCAUUGAAACGGGGUAUAUUUCCAACACGCGCAGUAUGCUGCAGUCUACAUAUCGUCCAUCUUUCUGGAUAGCAAGGAAGAAGUAA